CGUUCGCUGCUCCAUGGAUCCUCCCUCCCAGAACGUGAAUAUCUCGGUCCUUCCUCCGAAGAAGAAAGGCAAGCGAAAUUACGCGUCGAAGGAGGCAGCUAAAAAAUCUACCAAGGAGUUGCACGAGGGUAUUGAUAAGAUCAGGGACCUGGUGCAGCUAGAGACCGCUGCACUUGCAGAACGUCUAGGGAUAAAUGAGAUACAUGUCAAGCGCUUGGUCACCGAUGGAUAUCAGAAGAAGACACGCGCUCCGAACGCGUUCAACGCGAAGGUCCAUGCCCUUAGCAAAGCAGCGAAAGAGAAUGGCCAAGUUCUAGGACGUGACGCGCUCGCGGCACUCGCGAAAGAAGCUGCAGCGCAAAUGGACACCGAAGAGCAGGAUGAAGAAGAACGAGAGGCUGAGCUGGAAGCGCUCAAGAAGCAUCGUGAUGCGCUUGCAAAACCUCGGGUGAAGUGGGUGAGCGAGAAUCAGGUUCAGGCUGAUAUACAACAUACCUUCGAGACUGUGGAUAGGGAGCUUUCAGGGUGUUUCGAGAGGGCUGAAAUGGAAUACGCCGUUGUGGUCUGCAAACGUAUCGCUAUGGAUAACUUCCCCGCGUUGGUUAGUGCCUCUCCUGCUAUGCGUCAGGCCAUGCUUGCUGUCACCAAGGGUACCUUCGACAAGCUCGUCUUGAAGGCCGAAGGUUUCAUCAUAUCUGGAGUAGAAGGUGCAUUGGCAGCAACCGGUGCGGACGGAAAGAAGGCGGCUUACAAGUCACAAAUCGUUUGUACGAUUCGUGACCUGUUCAGAGUCCUUUGGCUCCAGAAGAAUCCCGACAAAUCUAGCGAGGACGCACCAACACAGAUAGCGUACAAGAAGUAUCGGCAAUUUCGCGCAGAACACGGUCUCGAGCUCGUCGGUUAUCCUCUCGACCAGAGGACUGAGAGUGGCGAUCUCAUCAAUCCCAACCAGUUCCGCCACAUCGACGAGUACAAGAACCUGCAUUACGAUGUAACGCAUGGUAGAGUUCACUGGAGGGAGCUGUCUGAUGUUGAGUGGAAGGCGGCACAAGACGAGAUGCGUGUGAGUGGUGUUUCAGCUCAGACGAAGAAGGCGAGGAAGAAAGCGAAUGAAGCUGUAAAGGAGGCUGCGAACAAGAGUGCGGGGUCGUCAAAGUCGAGGUCAAAGAAGAGGAAGACGCCGACUAGCCAAGAGACAGUUCCCGAUGAGCAUAUGGGCGAGGGAAUUACUUCGAGUGGAUAGAGUAGUCUAGAAUACUGCUUUCCUCCCGUAAAAAUAUAUCUAUGGGUUGUAGUCCCAGAGUGAUAGCC
Molecule: messenger RNA, 1311 nt
Organism: Stereum hirsutum FP-91666 SS1
Lineage: Eukaryota; Fungi; Basidiomycota; Agaricomycetes; Russulales; Stereaceae
Exons: 6
Coding region: 14-1243 (409 amino acids)
Source: RefSeq, a predicted model, not a curated record